GACGACAGCAAGGGAGGCCAGAAAGCCCAGAGCAGUCUCCUUCCUGUCUCAACAUAGGAAAGGACCUCCAGAGCCUCCUCAUGUGGUAGCAGCUUCCAGCUGUGGUUGCAAGCACCCUUCUGAUACUGGGCAAGUCAGAUUGCAACCGUGAUCACUGAUCCUAAGCAGUCAACGUAACACUGAUUAAUUCUACUGUGAGGGCCUGACCACUAGUGCCCUGGAUGUCACAGCCUUGUGAAAUUGAGGCAGUCACACUGUUCUCCUUCACAAGCAUUUCUCUGAGUUGGCCUCACCUGCAAAGUAGUUGGUUGCAGACCUGUCUUUGUGCUACAGGCUUCUAAGCACUUUAUACAGACAGCAACACUUGCUGUUUUUAUUACUGUCCUGCCAAUGUGUCCUUUUUCACCUGGUAUGACCAAAUUGGCUGAAACAUAGGACCAACACUGAGUGCUUUGAAAGAAAGCUGUUUUGAUUCUUGUUCACUGAAUGCCAUUUCUUUCAGGGCAGAUUUAAGGGCUCUGCCCUUAAAAUACAGUGCUACUGGCUCUAGAUUGAGGGUCCAAGCCACCCCGUGGGUUAACUUCAACAGAUGAAAAUUUUUCCUUGGCUACAGCAACAUCCCUAAUCCUGACCAGCCAUGGAGAGGUUCGGUUCUUACAAGAAAAAUGAGUGAAUGUGGGAAUGGCUCACCACAUUGGGAAAACAAAACUCACAUCCUGCUGAUGGUUGACUGAGGACUCUCAUGUCCACAUACAAAGAAAAGCAUGUGGCACAGUUGUAGGACAAAGGUAUGGUUUUGUGGAGUUUGAUGAUCUGCGUGAUGCAGAUGAUGCUGUUUAUGAACUCAAUGGCAAAGACCUUUGUGGUGAAAGAGUAAUUGUUGAGCAUGCCCGUGGCCCACGGCGAGACGGCAGUUACGGUUCUGGACGCAAAUCCUUUGAGGCUAAGAUGACUGCCUGUUCCAUUUGCUGACCUUGGGUUACCUUUCCAUGCGUGGCUCUUUGAACCUUUGUGGCCCUUGGCUGACCAAAAACAGGAAGCCAUGUGACGACCGCACCCUCUCCCCAUUAGGCCUGGGUGGUGAGGACCCCAGGGUUAGACACAGAUGGGAUUAACUGAAAUAGGUGGAUAUGGUUAUAGAAGAAGUGGCCGAGAUAAAUAUGGCCCUCCUACCCGCACAGAGUACAGACUUAUUGUGGAGAAUUUGUCAAGUCGGUGCAGCUGGCAAGACUUAAAGGAUUAUAUGCGUCAGGCAGGAGAAGUGACCUAUGCAGAUGCUCACAAGGAACGCAAAAACGAAGGGGUGAUUGAGUUUGUAUCUUACUCUGAUAUGAAAAGAGCUUUGGAAAAGUUGGAUGGAACUGAAGUUAAUGGCAGAAAAAUCAGAUUAGUUGAAGACAAGCCAGGUUCUAGACGGCGCCGGUCUUACUCCAGGAGCCGGAGUCGCUCAAGGUCCCGCUCUCGAAGUAGACAUUCCCGGAAGAGCAGAAGCCGAAGUGGCAGCAGUAAAAGCAGUCAUUCUAAGAGCCGGUCCCGAUCCAGGUCAGGCUCCCACUCCCGGAGCAAAAGCCGAAGCCGCAGCCCGAGCCGCAGUCGCAAGAAGGAAAAAAGCAGGAGCCCCAGCAAAGACAAGAGCCGUAGCCGCAGUCGCAGUAUCAACAAGAGCCGCAGCAAGAGUAAAGACCACGCUGAAGACAAGAUCCAGAACAACGACAGCUCUGGCAAACCCAGGAGCCGCAGUCCCAGCCGGCACAAAAGUAAGAGUAAAAGUAGGAGCCAGAGUCAGGAGAGGAGGGUAGAGGAAGGGAAGCGUGGGAGUAGGAGCGGAAGCAAGGAGAAAAGCCGCAGUCAGGAGAAGAGCCUCCUCAAGAGCCGCAGCCGCUCACGCAGCAAAGGCGGCAGCCGCAGCCGCUCACGCAGCAAGAGCAAGGACAAGAGGAAGGGCAGGAAGAGGAGCCGGGAGCAGAGCCGCAGCCGCAGCCGCUCCCGUAGCAAGAGCGAGCGGAGCAGGAAGCGCAGCAGCAAGCGAGACAGCAAAGGAGGCAGCAGCAAGAAGAAGAAGAAGGAAGACACCGACCGCUCCCAGUCCAGGUCGCCUUCCCGCUCUGUGUCCAAGGAGCGAGAACACAGCAAGUCCGAACCUGGUCAGAGGGAAGGCCGGGGGGAGAGUGAGAAUGCUGGGCCUAAGCCCGAGGCCCGAUCCAGAUCGAGAUCUAAUUCCAAAUCAGAACCAAACCUCCCGUCGGAAGCACGCUCCAGAUCAAAGUCCGCUUCAAAAACCCGGUCUCGAUCCAAGUCCCGAUCCAGGUCUGCGUCAAGAUCGGUGUCCCGGUCUAGAUCUAGGUCCCACUCGAGAUCCUAACUGGCUACGACCACAGCUGGAACUACCCGAGGAGUCUUUUGUACAUGUUUGGUAGCCGUAGCACAGGUGAUUGAAGUAGAACCUACGUCACUGCUGUACAUUUUUAACCCCCCUAAUGGUGUGUCUAUAAUUGUUAAAUCUAAGUGCUUCCUCUCAGUAAAGCCUCCUGGCACCAGGCCUUCCUGCUCGACUGAAAAAAAAAAUCUAUGAACCAACCCCCUUUACUCACGGCCCACAGUAGAAUAUCCAAAAUGCCUUGGCUUCCAGGCCUGGUCUGGCCUCCAGGAGCUUGGAACCUGGAUGGCUUUCAGGCUGGACUGGCAAUGGCAUAGGUAGGUAUGGUGAGUUCAGCCAUUUUGCCCUUGGAUUGCCGCCCUGUGAUGUACGCCACUAGUGAAAGUGCUAAGUCUUCAGUUUCCUACCACUUUGGUUUCCUACUUUUGGACUUAACGAAGUUGUGAAUAGCACAGUUGAGGAAAAUUGACACCUGCAGUAACCAUAGGAAAUAAACUGUAGAGUUCCAUAUUCUGGUAUUGUGAUUAUAUUGUUUUAUAUUAAAAGAAAAGAAAAGAAUUUUUUUUAAUUUUAUUUUUCCCCGUCUUGCAAAAGUAUAGUGACCCCUGUUUCCAUUAAAUUUGAAUAAAGACUAUUUUUGCUUGACAAAAUUUCA
Molecule: messenger RNA, 3032 nt
Organism: Dipodomys spectabilis (banner-tailed kangaroo rat)
Lineage: Eukaryota; Metazoa; Chordata; Mammalia; Rodentia; Heteromyidae
Gene: Srsf4
Product: serine and arginine rich splicing factor 4
Exons: 7
Coding region: 1106-2362 (418 amino acids)
Biological process (GO): alternative mRNA splicing, via spliceosome; mRNA splice site recognition
Cellular component (GO): cytoplasm; nucleus; ribonucleoprotein complex
Molecular function (GO): mRNA binding
Source: RefSeq, a predicted model, not a curated record